This is a messenger RNA of Monascus purpureus, 4484 nucleotides long. The record is from the annotation of a GenBank genome assembly. Lineage: Eukaryota; Fungi; Ascomycota; Eurotiomycetes; Eurotiales; Aspergillaceae.
CCGGAAGAUAGAGAUCGCCUCCUAUUUCCAUCGUCCACUAUGCUAGGAUUCCAUUUCUCUUGGUACAGACCUUCAUGUUCUCUUUAGACCCCUUAUCUCAACCUUCUCUCUUUUCCCCCGAAGACUUCAACCGGCCAUCAUGUCCGACGACCAGGAGUCUCAGUUUACGGAUGAGGACAUCAUCGUUAUUCCAAUAGACCGCUCGUUCAGUGAUGGAGAUCCGUCAACAUGGCCGAAGGAGCCAAGAUACGGCAUGCCGGAUGAUUCGACAUACCGGGAGAAAGUGGCUAAACUGUGGUUGCAGAAGACUGGGGCAUAUGAAGAAGGGAUGAACUAUAUCAUAGACCGCUUGCCAGAGGGAUACGCUCUUUUUGAUAGACCGCGUUUGUCAAACCCUGAAGUUCGUGAUAAGUUUGUCUGGGGUCAUCCCUGUGGACAGUUCUAUUAUUCCUCGGUGCAAUUCUUUCCACAUUUCUAUUAUUUGAUGACCGGUGGGACUUCAAAGUGCCUUUGUAAUCUCUGCGUGAAGAUGUCCGAAAAGAAGAAAGUUGGCCAUCUACUUCAGCGUGGCCGUAAGCCAAGACCUCGUCCAGUCGUCGACAGCGAAGGGACGCCUGAUGUCUACAGAAUGGCGAUUCAGAAACUCAAGGAGUACGGCACGUUGGAUGAGAAGAUUACAGAGCCAUCAAGCAUGGAUUGGCGAGCGGAAAGGAAGCGGCUAAGCGAAUAUUUAACGAUGCUGAAUCUGCAGGCCUCUUAUAUCCCACGUGCCGGCGAAAUUGUACUCUGGACUCCUUCACUCGAAGGUGAGCUGUCAUGGAAUUACGACGAAGGACGUAUUGAAAUGUAUUCCCAGUCUAAGAACAGAUGGCUUGGUCCCCCUGAGUGGCGCGCCGGCGUUAUCGGCCAGGUUCCGGAAGAGGACAUAGUGCUCCAGGACCUGGUGGAAACGACAAAGAAGAAACGAGAGGUUAACUAUUCGGGCUUCCGCGUGGAGACUUUUCCAAACCCUAACGGUACGGAUAAGAGCUACUCGUUACAGUACAAAUAUGUGCAUUUGAGGUGCAUUAAGCCGUUCAAUGCAUGGGAGCUCUUCCUGCAAGGAACUGCUCGCGAAGCGCUCCACCCUUCCAUUGAAAAUGCCUUAACUAUCAUGUCCUCAUUCAGCUUCCUGGACAAGUACCGCUUCAGAGGCACCUGGCCUAACGCAACCGUGUACUCCCGAGGCAUCUUCAUUGGUGCGGAGCUUCUGCUCAUCGGGGACGCGGUUCGACUGAAACCAACUGGAUACGCAGCGAAAAGUCAUCAAAAAGCAGAGGUGACGGAUAUUAUGGUCAUCGAAAGUAUCCGGCUCGAACUCACAUCAUGCGUGGACGAUCCGCAAUUGGAACAGCUGGCUGAACGAUAUGCAGCGCGCAUUCAAGGACCAACAUACACAACCAGUCGCAGAAGAGCACAAGCAGUUUCCAAGUCCACUUCACCACCGGAGCCCUUGACGCAUGACGAGGUGAUUCAGGAAUUCCAGUAUGUCGGAAUGAGCAUGUACGGCAAUUGGUACCGCUUGAACCCACCAGGCACGAAAGUGGAAGUGUCGCAGGACAUGAUCGUCGGCCGUUGCUAUGAGCCUGAUUCAAUGGCACUUCUAUUCGGGCGCAUUUCCUUUGGAUUGGACGUCCACGGUGUCCUCGUCGCACGCGAAUAUUCCCGGCGAGCGGAUGAGCGUAUCCCCAAAGGCAAACGCUGGUUCUGGGGUGAUUUCAGGACCCAAACCCUCGCCAUAGACACCCUAAAUGGACAAGACGUCGGCCACUACAGCGAGUCUCGGGACGUGGGGAUGUGGAGGGCCAAUCUCAAGGUCAUCGACGGCAAAGCCUCGGUGGGUGAUCUCAGCGAUGUAGGACGAUUACUGACGAAGCCAAAGUCGACUUUCCACGAGCUGCAUAAGACAAGCACACUUGUCAGCAGCGGUCUUGAUACCGUGGAUGUGAGCAAUCCUGUUAGCUCUGCAGAAGAUCAUGAACAGAAAUAUGAGCCUGAAGAGUCCGAAUCCGAGGAGGAUGACUUCUCCAUUCCCCUCCCCUACAUCCGUGGAGGAACCGAGGAGACGGAACUGGGAGACUACGUCCCUGAGAAUGAGCGGAAGACCAAGAAGGCAAAGACUAAAAAGUGAUGGUGAAUUCUUUUCGCCACUUAUACCUAUUAUGGUAUUCACUUGCAAUAUUAUGAUAGACAAAGGCAUGGGAUUAUUAGGUACAAUAUGGCAUACAUAAAGGCGUUAUGAACUGGGUGUUUUUUAAACUUACCUAUGUAAUUGGAUUAUCAUGGAAUAUUUAAUCACUACACUCAACUCACAUUACAUGUCUACUUUUAAACACAUCAUACAAUCCAACCAAGCCAAUCCAAAAGGAAAAGGAGCAAUUAAUAAGUCCUCCCCACAACCUCCCUCGCAAAAUCCGCAAAGGACUUUCCCAUCUCCACCUCCUCCCCCAAAUUCGGCUGCGUAAAAACAGCUAGUGUAUUCCGCGCAAUUCUCGCGGAACUCGUCGUCUUAGCACCCUUCACGAAAUGCGGAACAGCGCGGAACUUGCCUCGCGUGAUGAGCUGGAGCGCUUCCCCGGUCUGGAAUGCAAGACAGUCCUUGGGGAUGUUGACCUUGACGAUUUGGCCGGUUCGAGAGCGAAUGUAGAGGCCAGCUGCUGGGUCGGGAGAUUGGGGCAGUUCAGGGAGGGGGAGGUGUGUUGUUCCUUUUUCGAGGGAGGCAUUGGGAGGCGUUAUGGCUUCGUCGAUGAACAUUGCUGAUGUAAGGCCUGUGAGGCAGCCGUGGUCGAGGUGGGUUGCGCACCAGUCGUCGUCUUCAUCGUCCUUCCCCGUCUCCUUAUCCUGUUCCUGUUCUUGCUUUUGUGUGUUGUUGUCUAUUGCAGGGAAGUAAUGAAGCAAUCGAGCCUUAGUGGUUAGGCUAGUCUUCACGACGUGCUCCAGGUAUCCUUCCUUGUAGCCGUCGAUAUUCGCCAGUGCGUAUCGAUCGCAUGCUCUUGCAACCAGAGCCGCGGUGUCGAUGAUCAGAGUGCAGAGUUCUUCCAGACCCUUCCGGAAGGUCGGGAGACGCUCUGUUGAUGGCCAGACAUUUGGCGCCGUGUACUCUGAGAAACCCGGGAAUCCAUCCGCGGGAGCACCUUGCAGCUUUGGAUCCUGGUAGAAGGCGCAAUUCACAUAGUACGAGCCCUUGAGAGUGUCGAAGUGUCCGGAUCGUAAUGUUUCUUUUCCGCAGGACCAGCCGACUAGGUAUUUUGCCUGGGGGGAUGAGAGAGAUUCUUUCGUCGUCAGACAGCGCUGCCAGAUACGAAGCGUUCGAAAGCACCUGGGACCGGAGUGCCUGGAACUUUGGAUCCAGAUCCUUUACAACGAUGAUCCCCAGCGAAGAUGGACCGAAAGCCUCAGUGAGCGUCUCGAAGGAAACAGAGCCUAGAAAUGAAUCAGUCUGAUUCAGCCUCGCGUGUCAAGACUCGAUCCCUGCAGUACUUCUACUCACCGUCGAUAAGCUCCCGAAGGCUGACUGUGACUGCCUGAGCCUGCUCUACACCGUCCAAACCCAUUUCUCAAAGGAUCCUAGCAAUUCAGAUUGAAUGAAGGGAGAAUUGUCAGAGGAAUAACUUCAAAUCAGGGGUUACAAUCUGAAGUUGCAACAACGCUUUCCCCUCCCCCACCUGUUCGGCAAGCAGCGAGACGCUUAUCAGCGGCUUCGCGUAUCUCUCUUUCUCUUUUUUUUCUCUCUUUUCGGCAUGUGCAUGUACAGGUCGACUAGCCUCGUAUUCGAAAGCCUGGCGUGAUGCAUCGAGGCUGAACUGCGGGACAAGUGAUCCCCUAUUUAAACACUCAAAAUGAGCAGCCAAGCUCUUAUUCUGUUCAUUCCACUGCUUGCACAUGUCUAAUCCAAAAACAUAUCCCCAAAAGAUACAAACGAACAAGAGACACCCACCAUCCAUCCUCCAUAACAGAAAACGAAGCCAAAGACCCCUGCAUUGACCUGUGGCCAUCCCUCAUCAAUGGCAACAAGCCUUGGGUCCUAUUCGAACACGGCACCUGUUUGAUCAUAUCCGAACCAGAGGCUGAUCUGGCUGCACAAGCGCGUCAGAUUAUGGCCGCAUCAGGACCCGUGCAUGCCGGCAGCUCCUUUGAAGAUUUCACAAUCUACCCGUUGGAUGAGCCCUUUGAGGGGUGGCUUGUCGGAGGCCAUCAUCCGGGGAUGUACAAUUAUGUUUCGCCGCAGGAUUCGAGGGUUGGAACUGGUUCUGCGGAUAUUUUGGUUGGUAUUUGUGGAAGGGAGAAUAGGAAUGCAAAUGCGCAUUCUGUGAAGGCUGUACAUAUGGAGGAUACAAGGGUUGUGGAUUCAUGAGGGAUGAAAGUUUUUGAAUAUCAUUUCUAUGAUUUUAUUAGCAUCUCUAUGUAUAGUAGCAAGUCAGAAGGACAUGAACAAGGGCACUAAC